GAGGACUCUGGAAGGAGACUUUUUUAAAUGACCUUUACUUUUAUGAUAUCAACAAAAACCGGUGGUUUCCUGCCCAACUAAAGCUAGGGCAACAAGUCAGAAAAGAAGAAGAGGCGCAGUGGGAAGAAGGAAGAACAGACGAAUGAAACUGAAGGGGAGAAAGAGGAGGCACAAGGUCCCACUGAGAUUAUUAAAGAAAUCGUGGCCGGGGAUGGAACAGUUAUGACCAUCAAGGAAGUGAUUCCACAGGCAGAGGAGGACAGUGAGGAGGAGGUUGACGAAGAGGAGGCGGCUACAAUGGCUCCCUUGGUGGAACCCUGUCCUUGCUCCAGCGCCAUGGCAACGGUGAAGCAUGAGAUGCAGGACUGGCUGGAAGAAUCCGGAUCAGAAGAUGAAGAAGAAGAAGAAGAAGAAGCAAAGGGAGGUGAUGAUGAGGAAGAGGGGGAAUCCAAAGAGGAGAGUGAAGAAGUUUCGUCUCUGAUCUUGGGGCAGAAAGGCUGCUGGAUGCCAAGACCAGCACUUGGACCACAAAUUCAUCAUUGGCAUGCCCGAUCAGACCUGUUCCACUGUGUAUCAUGGUGUUUUGGCCAAUAAGGCCCAUCAUGACAUUCUGGAGUCUGCUGGUAGUUGACAUACCACACAGAAGAAAAAUGGAGGUGUACAGGAAAUGAGAGGAGCGCUUGACGUGUUAUUCCAAAGAGUGAUAAAAACAAGAACAUGGAGAAACAUAAGCAAUGCUUAGGAGAGGUGCGCGAGGGAGGCAGGUGGGGUUAGACGGGGGCCGUUUCCCAUCACUUUGAACCUGUUGACGUCAUAGCUGUGUAAUGCUGCCGUUACCCAAAAAGAUGUUGAUGGUGGUCGCCCUUCACCCUUAGGCCACCUUGCACACCCUCCCUCACCAAAGCCACAGUUCAAAUUACUCCAACACCCAAAUACAAACCAAAC
Messenger RNA from Carassius auratus (goldfish), 945 nucleotides. Its product is annotated as kelch domain-containing protein 4-like. NCBI's taxonomy places the organism in Eukaryota, Metazoa, Chordata, Actinopteri, Cypriniformes, Cyprinidae. The transcript is spliced from 5 exons. The record is from RefSeq and is a predicted model, not a curated record. Bases 223 to 594 code for a protein of 123 amino acids.